GUGGUGAAGCUGCUGUAGAGAUGAGUUGGGGGGCUCUGUACGCCCAGCUGGGCGGGGUGAACAAACACUCCACCAGCCUGGGGAAGAUAUGGCUGUCUGUCCUCUUCAUCUUCCGUAUCACCAUCCUGGUACUGGCUGCAGAGAGCGUGUGGGGAGACGAGCAGUCUGACUUCACCUGCAACACCCAGCAGCCCGGCUGUAAGAACGUCUGCUAUGACCACUUCUUCCCUGUGUCGCACAUCCGUCUCUGGUGCCUGCAGCUAAUCUUCGUGUCUACACCGGCCCUGCUGGUGGCCAUGCACGUGGCUUACAGGAAGCGUGGGGACAAGAGGCACAUCAUCGCCACGGCCUUGCACAGCGGUGGUGAUGACAAGACCAGGCAGGUGGACCUGGAGAGCCUGAAGAGGAGGCGUCUGCCCAUCACCGGGCCUCUGUGGUGGACCUACACUUGCAGCCUGUUCUUCCGCCUGAUCUUUGAGGCUGGCUUUAUGUACGCCCUCUACUUUGUUUACGAUGGCUUCGCGAUGCCUCGUCUGGUGAAGUGUGAGCAGUGGCCCUGCCCCAACAAGGUGGACUGCUUCAUCUCACGGCCCACAGAGAAGACCAUCUUCACCAUCUUCAUGGUUGCUUCCUCUGCCAUCUGCAUGGUGCUCAACGUGGCCGAGCUGGCCUACCUCAUCGUCAAGGCCCUGAUGAGGUGCUCCACCAGGAUGUCUAAGAAGAGCCGCGCCUACGCUCACCCCGAUCAAGUGAUCACGGCCAAGUCUCUACUACAGAAUAAAAAGAACGAGAUGCUGCUGUCAUCUCUUACCGAUUCCUCCAGCAACAAGACUGUGUGAGCACAGCCCAGUGCCAAUGUUCUUCCCCAUUAGACGACAGAGAACUAGGAAGUAGAAACCUAUCAGUGUUUUGUUACCAUGAGAAGAGAACAUGCUUGUGAGGACAUACCUGUAGCAGCUGAGAGGACUGGCCUAACCCUGAGUCUGCUUUUGUAGAUAAUUUUUCAAAUUCCAGUCCUCGAGUACAACAUCAACACACGUUGUUGUAACCCUGGACAAACACGCCUGAUUCAACUCAUUGAGGGCUUGAUGAUUAGUUGACAAGUUCAAUCAGGUGUGCUUGUCCCAGGGCAAAAAUUCUAAUGUGUAUUGUUGGGGUAUUCGAGGACUGGAGUUGGGAAACACUGUUGUAGAGGAUAUUACUUUCUCUGUGCCUUCCACUAUGUCACAAAUAUAGAGCAUUGCCCUGACUGACCCAUGGGGUAACGUUUUAAAGGGUUAGCAUUUUUUAUGUAUUAUUGUUUAUUGAUCUCGGUGCUUGUAUGUUUGAGCUACAUGUUUGUUCAGGUAGUUUGGGAGGUUGAACAGCAGUGACAAAUGGGUCUAGAGCGCCACCUUCUGGUUUACAAUGAGCUUGCAGGAGUUUAAUAUUUUAUUGUGGAGCGCAACCAGAAUUGGUUUACGUUACUUGUUCAGCUUUUGUGGGAGACUUUACCAAAGCAGAAGUGUGCAGUAUAGCUCCAAGUUCUAUUUGAGGCAUUCUAACAGCGGCGAGGGAAAUUUCUCGAGUACCAAAGCAAUAUUAAAACAGUGCCUUCGUCUAUUAGCAGUGUCAAAUAGUAUGAUGUACAUAAUGGUGUAUAUUGAGCAUUUACAUUUUAGUCAUUUAGCAGACGCUCUUAUCCAGAGCGACUUACAGUAGUGAGUGCAUACAUUUUCAUAUUUGUUUGUACUGGUCCCCUGUGGGAAUCGAACCCACAACCCUGGCAUUGUAAGUGCCACGCACUACCAACUAAGCCACACAGAGCAUGAUGUUUUCAGGUGAAGCCUAUUCCUGGACUUAAAAAGCAUGUUCAAUGGGAAAAACUGACCCUCUGAGCAUUAUGCCAACUGAGACAGACAUAUAGCCUAUUGUUGUCAAGACUGAUUGUAAACCUGGCUACAGAGCCUAACUGGGGGUAUCGUCUUUCAGCUUGUUCCUUGUUUUAGCCACUGAACUAAUCACUGCACCUCUUUCAAUGUGAGUAAGCGGGUUGAUCUGCAGGCAAAAAUGGCCUGUGUUCUGUCCAAAAAUGCAUGUAGAAGUUGGACCAUAAUAACUUGUAUCACUGUAGUGACAACUUGACUGUUACCUGUGAAAAGGCAAGGACCGUUUUACCAAUGAGAUGCAUCACACACAUUUGAUGUCUCAUGAUUUGGACAUUGACAUGGAAAGCACUCUGUAGGCUAACUUUUUCUCACAAUCUUCACAGUUGUAGGGGCACUUUUUGUUUGUCUGUUUUUAUAUUGUGACUGUUUGGAGGAAAUGCAAAAUUCGGAAGUACAAAUAUUUCUUGGAAAUUUUUUUGAAAGCCUCAACAUUGUCACACUUUAUAACAGCUAGAGCCUAGCUAUUAAUGUACAGCUUUCUAAACUGCAUGUUUUUUGAAAAAUGAAGGAUGUUUGUAUUAUUAGAUCUGCACUUUGACCCUGGGUCUUGACUGUUUUAAUAAAAAAACAUAAAUAAUACUGUGUGUUUACUUAAUGCUUUCACACUAUCUGUUGUAAUAACAACGAUUGAUUGCAUUGUUAUCAACCUCCAGUCACUGGGAUGCGCUUCUCUGGACAACCAAGAGAGGGCGAGAGGCUAUGUGGGUGACUGGAUUUGCAGUGUAACAAGUACAUUUUAUUCUAGUGAGGUGUAGAAUCAUAAAUUCCUAAAUCACAAAUGUAAGACUAUUUUAUUUGACAGGCCUAUGUUCUCGCCAGAAUUCCAAAUUAACUAUUUCUCACAGAUGGGUUACUGUAUUGUCAGAAAUGGCCAACUUCAGUCACUACAGGCCUAAGGUCAGAUGUAAAACCAUGAAAGAAGAACCAACUUUUCCCGGAUGGUAACAUGCACCCCCAGACUCCAUACCCUAUUUGACGCUUGAAGUUUAUAGGGGCGUGGCGUGCAUCGGUCCAGGUUGAUGACUUUCUGAAUUCACUCAUGCAUGGUCACACAAUGUGACAGUCGCGAUGGCUGGGAACGGGAGGGAGCUGCACUUCGCGGAAACCAAUCUUCAUGUUCAAUUCGCCUCGAAAAACUAACUUUUCUUGCUCAAGUUUGGCGGCGAAUCCACGUGUGAAGAAGUUUGUGAAUGAAUAACUUGGCCUGGCUGUGUUUAAAAGAGUUUGGUAAGCUGGCAGAGGUGCCAGGAUUUGGGGAAGGGGGAAGAGGGGAGGGCACCAGCUUCCUUGGGAGGUCUGUAGGCUAUACGACGCACUCAAAAUAUGGCACCAAUGGCAGAUGGAUAUUGCUUUCGAUAUUUAAAUUGGGCAUCUCCUGUCAAAUAAGGUAUGAUUGAAAUGAGGUGUGAAUAUCUUUCCUGGCACUGUCGUCCUAGACCAUGAUGCUGGUGACUGGUAACUCGUAUCAAUGCACAUUUUAUUUAAUUAACAUUUAAAUGUUGAGGGUUUAAAUAUGAGAAAUUACAGUAGUGACCUAUUGUAAUCGGGGUCAAACAAUAGGAUAACAAAUGUAUCGGGGAGCUUAAAUAAAGCCAGUGGCCACAAAGCCUAUCGGGCACCCUCUGUAUUGUCUACUUGUCAGGCAGCACACUUUGUAGGUUACUGUUGGCUAUCUGAACUUAAUCUAGUUAAGCAUUGUUACUUAUUUAAUGGUCAUCAAAACCUUCAUAAAUCAUCUGAUAUUCAAUCUAUUCGAUUUGUAUAAUAUGAUGAGACAUUUUCUGGACUGAUACACGUGUUUAGACAAAACAAAUGUUGAGACAACAAAGAACAUGCAACAUUCCAACCUUAUCAGAUAGGCUAUUUUAAUACUGUAGUCCUUAUAAUAGCAGUAAUAAUGAUAAUACAAAUAAAUAUUAAACAAAUAACUUUUAAAGCAUUUUGAUUUUUGUAUUUGUAUUUUUGACUAUGUGCUUUAUACAGUCAUUUAUUUAUCCAAUCGUUAGGUGCGCGUUUCUUUUCGAUCAAAGUAUUUCCCUUGAUCAGCACUUCAAAUGCUGAUGAGACAAUCAUUCAUUUGGGGUAUGUUACUUUUAAUAUGUUUAUAAUGUUAACACUUUUAAUAUAUAUUUCAUAUGUAUUUGCCAUGAAGAAAAAACAAAAAUCCCACAAUAUUUUCAUCAGGAUACAAACUAUGCGGUGGGAUAUUGAUAUGGCGAGAGAAAUAGGUUAAAACUCUCUCAACUCUCGACAUUAAAAUUUCUUUGCAUAUAAAUUCUGUGUCUAAAUGUCUUGUUUUUCCAAUCUAAUUAAUAUCUUAAUUUAUGACGUCAAUUACUAUUUACGAAUCAGAGCAUGGUAAUUUUCACUUCAAUAAGAGUUAAAAAAUACUAGUAAACCAAAAAAAUACCUAUCACGUGUGCCAGUCUGCUUAAAGAUAAGGGAAUAAAUAAAGAAUGGAUGAAUAUGUUCAUUGGUUUUUCUUCUUUUUCUUUACAGGUGUCAUAUUUAUUCUGAACCCUAGUCGAUGGAUUUAUUACCCUCAAUACAAGAACAUUUGAGUAAGUUCAAACUAUUUUAUGUUUCUGCUUGUGUUUUGCUUUUGGUGUGAAUAGUAGAUUGAUAGGCCUCUACUGGCAAGUUCAUGUGAACAACGCUAACCAAGCGCUAUACAUGGAUAACAAAGGUCAGUAUUUGGCUUCAUUCUCCUGUAUUUAACAGUGUUUCUUGUGACUAGGGCUGGCAAAUGUUGUGCAAUGUCUUAGUUUCAAACAUAUAUUCAGAGAUUAGUUAAAUAUCAUUCUCAUAGCUUGUUUUUGAGGAUCACAUAUCGGGAAAGUGUAAUCUGAUUAUUAUGUUUGGUUUAACUUAUGCAGUAUGACAAUGUACAUUAUUAGAUAGUUAAUAGCUUAGUCAAUAUAUGUAAUUGUGAAUAUGGUGUCUUUGCAUUUAUUGGCUGCAAUUUCUUAUACAAAUGACCAUUAAAUUGCCAUUAAAAGAGCACACAUUUUUCAGAGGCCAUUGGUUAUUUUUCUCUCAUCCUUUUUUAACAUGUGUGUUACAAAUGUAUUCGAUUUAGUUAAUGAAUUAUCAGCAUGUUAAAAGAGGCCUAUAGCUGCCCCCGUUCUCAAUGAAAAUGUAAUUCUGUACAUCACAGGCUAUAAAGGCCUAUUAGAUGUUGAACAUUGUAUGUUAUAUUGUUGGACUUGACACCUAUGGCUCUGUUGGAUCUGUAACAGUGGGAGUCAGGGCCUACACACCGCAGCCCAACCUCUGCUCACUGCUGUUUUUCAACAUUAUAAUGUUGAUCUCAGCAAAUGCCUGCUGGGCAGUGGAGCGAGCAGGUGAGAGAGAGAGAGAGAGAGAGAGAGAGAGAGAGAGAGAGAGAGAGUGUAUGGGAGUGUGUGUGUGCGUGUAUGUGUGACAGUGACUGAGUGAAAGAGUGGGAGAGAGAGAACAGGAGAGUGAAAGAGUGUUAGCAUAAAUGUCAGGUUCAUAGUUAAAGCUAAAUAGUGCUAAAUAGUGAAAUAGGGGGCUUCACAAAAUUCUAUGGCAUUACAGAACAUUUCUAUACUGUUCACUUGCUUUGACCGAUUGUUCGAUUAAAACAAUUGAUUUAGCGGUUAACGUCAAUGACUUCUUCAAGGCCAUUUUAUGGAAUUCAUUUUAAUAAGUGCUUAAUGUGUUGUGCCGAUGUUAAGUGUGAUUAACCCUUUGUAUGUUUGUGGGUGACAAGACCAUUGCUUGCUCUCUCUAGGUUUGUAGUGCUUUUCUGUCCUUUAUCCCACUGCAGUUUAUGCUGGGUUAUUCAUGCUUUCCGUUGGCAUCACUUUAACAGGUGUCCUGGCAUCACUUGAACAGGUUUGCUGACAAUCUCUUUCCAUCCUCUCUGUCUUUUCUUCCCCUGCUCCCUCUCUCCUCCCUCUGUUCACUCCAGACUGUACUUUCUCCCUAGGCUAGAAAUCUUGAAGCAUGGGUGACUGGAGCUUUCUGGGGCGGCUGUUGGAGAACGCACAGGAACACUCGACAGUAAUCGGCAAGGUCUGGCUGACUGUCCUCUUCAUCUUCAGGAUCCUGGUGCUGGGAGCGGCAGCUGAGGACGUGUGGGGCGACGAGCAGUCUGACUUCACCUGCAACACACAGCAGCCUGGCUGUGAGAACGUCUGCUAUGAUGAGGCUUUCCCCAUCUCGCACAUUCGCUUCUGGGUGCUGCAGAUCAUCUUUGUGUCCACGCCCACACUCAUCUACCUGGGUCACGUACUGCACAUCGUCCGCAUGGAGGAGAAGCGGAAAGAGAAGGAGGAGGAGCUGCGAAAGGCCAACAGACUCCAGGAGGAAAAGGAACUCCUUUACAAUGAAGGAGGGGAUGCAGGGGAAGGAGGAAGAGGUGGUAAAAAAGAGAAGCCACCUAUCAGGGAUGAGCAUGGCAAGAUCCGCAUUAGGGGUGCCCUGCUGCGCACCUAUGUGUUCAACAUCAUUUUCAAGACCCUGUUUGAAGUGGGGUUCAUUUUAGGUCAGUAUUUUCUUUAUGGCUUCCAGCUGAGGCCACUAUACAAGUGUGCACGGUGGCCUUGUCCCAACACUGUGGACUGCUUCAUAUCUAGGCCCACUGAAAAGACGAUUUUCAUAAUAUUUAUGCUUGUGGUGGCUUGCGUGUCUCUUUUGCUGAAUUUGUUAGAGAUCUAUCACCUUGGGUGGAAGAAAGUUAAACAGGGAAUGGCCACCCCUGAUCAUGUGUUGUUGCCCCGCUCUGAUGGUGUGGGUCCGGAGUCUAUAACUUCUGCCUCCAGAACUGCCCGUCCCAACCUCAGCUACCCACCGACGUACACAGAUGUGACGGCUGGGAGUGGUGCGUUCCUGCCGCCCAAGGUAGAGGCCUCCACGGUAGAGUUCAAGGUGGACCCCCUGCAGGAGGAGCCCUCAUCCUCCUACUACAUGAGCAGCAACAACAACCACAGGCUGACCACGCAGCAGAACUGGGCCAACCUGGCCACCGAGCAGCAGACCCGGGAGGUGAAGGCCACCUCCCCCUCCUCUUCCCCCUCCUCCUCCCCUUCCUACGCCCCGUCCUCUGAUAGUAAGCAGCAGCCCUGUGAUGCUGCUCCCCCCACCACCACCAGCAGCCCCAGCUCCAGUGGGGGCAGUUUGAGUGGGGGGAAUGUUGAUCAGGAGGAAGGCCACGUCACCACCACAGUGGAAAUGCAUGAGCCCCCCGUCAUGGUCACAGACCCUCGCCGGCUCAGCAGGGCCAGCAAGAGCAGCAGCAUCAGAGCCAGGCCCAACGACCUGGCAGUA
This is a messenger RNA of Coregonus sp. 'balchen', 7223 nucleotides long. NCBI's taxonomy places the organism in Eukaryota, Metazoa, Chordata, Actinopteri, Salmoniformes, Salmonidae. The record is from the annotation of a GenBank genome assembly.